AUGUUCCUAAUGACCAAAGACCUGCUCCUGAAGGCCAGCGACAACUCCAGCGAGGCCUCCGAGUCGUCGCGCGAGCUGAUGAGGACGCAGUACGAGUGGGUCUUCCUCAACAUGAACGUGACCGCCUACAACGCCAGCGUCGACAGCGACCAGGACAAGAUCGUCUACACGAUCACCAUGAGGAGAAAACCCAUCCUCUACAUCGUCAACUUCGUGUUGCCCGUCCUGUUCUUCCUGGGUCUGGACUUGGCCUCCUUCCUGAUCUCGGACAGGGCCGGGGAGAAGCUGAGCUUCAAGAUCACGGUGCUGUUGGCCGUCACCGUGCUGCAGCUCAUUCUCAACGAAAUCCUGCCGUCCUCCACCAACAGGAUCCCGCUCAUCGGCGUCUACUGCAUCGGGAUCUUUGCUCUGAUGCUGCUCAGCCUCUUGGAGACCAUCUGUGUGAUGCGCCUGAUGCAGAUAGACAACAAAAGCGACAACCACGCAGACGGGGAGGAAAACGGCGGCUUUAGCAAACACGCUAACUUUUAUAACGGAGGUGUGCAGGACUGCGGAGGCAUCUACUCCAUGUCUGCCAGCGAGGCUCUGAACGCCACCUUACCCGGAGCCAGAGAGAGUCAGAGCGGCGUGCUGUGCCAGACGCUGGAGAAGCUGUCGGACGAGCUGAAGGCCAUGGAGAGAACGCUGAGGCUGCUGCACGGCGGCCACAAGGAGGAGUUGGGAUACUGGAGCCGACUGGCCAGAAAUAUCAACAGGGUCUUCUUCAUCUUCUACGUGACUCUGGUCGUCCUCUUUUUAACGCUGCUCUUUACCAAAUGGACCAGUGACUAAGGAUGUUUGUACGCCGAGCUUCUUCACUAGCAGCAGAACAUAUAAAGCAGGGGUCACCAACGCGGUGCCCGCGGGCACCAGGUAGCCCGUAAGGACCAGAUGAGUAGCCCGCUGGCCUGUUCUAAAAAUAGCUCAAAUAGCAGCACUUACCAGUGAGCUGACUCUAUUUUUUAAAUUGUAUUUAUUUACUAGCAAGCUGGUCUCGCUUUGCUGGACAUUUUUAAUUCUAAGAGAGACAAAACUCAAAUAGAAUUUGAAAAUCCAAGAAAAUAUUUUUAAAGACUUGGUCUUCACUUGUUUAAAUAAAUUCAUUCAUUUUUUUACUUUGCUUCUUAUAACUUUCAGAAAGACAAUUUUAGAGAAAAAAAUACAACCUUAAAAAUGAUUUUAGGAUUUUUAAACACAUAUACCUUUUUACCUUUUAAAUUCCUUCCUCUUC
This is a messenger RNA of Entelurus aequoreus (snake pipefish), 1270 nucleotides long. RefSeq names its product 5-hydroxytryptamine receptor 3C-like. The coding region runs from base 1 to 831 and encodes 276 amino acids. Gene Ontology annotation, biological process: monoatomic ion transmembrane transport; chemical synaptic transmission; nervous system process. Gene Ontology annotation, molecular function: transmembrane signaling receptor activity; monoatomic ion channel activity; neurotransmitter receptor activity. The record is from RefSeq and is a predicted model, not a curated record. Gene Ontology annotation, cellular component: membrane; neuron projection; synapse. The transcript has 6 exons. Lineage: Eukaryota; Metazoa; Chordata; Actinopteri; Syngnathiformes; Syngnathidae.